Messenger RNA from Schistosoma spindalis, 2195 nucleotides. Lineage: Eukaryota; Metazoa; Platyhelminthes; Trematoda; Strigeidida; Schistosomatidae. The record is from the annotation of a GenBank genome assembly.
CAAGGUGACAAACAUUUCACUUAAUUUUGUUGGCACUUAAAAUGAAUGGAUCAAUAGACUUCUGCGUAUACAAUAAUAAAUUAUCAUUUGGCUGAUCUUUCUCCAUCUAAAAAGAAUUAGAAUUAUACAUACAUAUAUAAAUACAUAUAUAUAUAAUCAAAUUAACUAUUCAAUUAUAUAAUUAUGCCACUUGGACGUUCAAAUAAAAACCAAAAUUUACGUACUGCUAAAUCGGAUAGUUCACUUCAUCAACAAGAAUAUGAUCAAAAAACAAAUCAAAAAGUAAUUUAUCGAUGUAUUGUAUGUGCACUUGAUAGAACUUUAGUGAAUACUAUAGAAGUAAAGGAAAGAAAUAACCUAAGUGAUUUAUUUAUUUCACACAUGAAGAAACGUACAAGUCAUCAAGUUCGUUUUAUAUGUUUACAAGAUCGAAUUAUUUUUCGAAAGAAAAAUUUUGUUGCUAAAUCGUUAUUUCGUGAUCAUGUAUUGUAUAAAGAUGUAGAACAUUUUUUUAUGUGUAAAGAAUACCCAGAUAUGUUUAUGUUAUCAGUGAGAUCUGAAUUUCCAUAUUCAAGUUACUGUGAAACAUAUAAAUGUAAAGAUCCUAAUGAUACUCAACGUUUAUGUGAAAUAAUUUAUAAUGCAUCUAAACACUCUGAUAACAUGGUACAUGAUAUGCCAUCAGUUGAUUCUCCAUUAAAGGCACAAUCUAUGUCAUACAUUGAUACUCAAAUAAGUUCAGAAGUUACAAAUAAAAAUCUAUUGAAUCGUUCAUUAUCAAAUAGUUUAAAUGAUGGUUGGGCUACACCAAAAUUACAUAAUGAAUCACCUAUACAACUAUCAACAGAUUCACCAGCUCGAUCACCAUUACUUUCUUAUCGAUCACCUGUUCAAACGCCGAUGAGUCGUGAUUCUCAAAUUAAACCAUUAGUAGUUACACCAAUCAAUACGGUGAAUACUUCAGCUUACGUAUCUGCUCCAACUGAAAUAACUACAAAUACAACUUAUUUCGAUUAUGAUCCUAUUCACGGACCACAAAUUAAUGAAGUUGGACCAAUUUAUAUGUUUAUGGUUAGACAUCCAUCACAGCCUGACAUGACACAUUUAAUAAAUUAAUCAUAAUCAGUAAUUAAAUACAACGCAAAAAAACGAAGAGGAGAGUUUUUUUCAAAGAAAAAAAGGAACAAGAUUAAUUUUGUUUGCCAAAAAGAAAAAACUAUUUUUUUUAAAAAAGAAGUAUAACUUUUAUUUUAUUAUUUAUGUUACAAAAGUUAUGUUAAAAGAAAGAUGAAAAUAUCUAUGAAAGGUAAUGCGGCAUUGUUUACACAUAUGUUUUACAAGAAACAUUGAAUUGAUUAUAAUAGUUUUACUUUUAGCAAAUUGACAUGAUAAAAGUAUUAUUAUUAUUAUUAUUGUUAUUGUUGUAAUAUUUCUUGCUUUUUGUUUGUUUAUUAAACCAUUUUUAGAAUUAGUUCAUACUUUAUGAAUGAACGUUGUUAUUUUUUUCUUUAAAGAGCAUCCAUCAAAGAAUGAACUUUUGUUCUAAGUAAUAUAGUAUUAGUAUUAUUAGUAUAAUUAUGAUUUAUUUGUUUAUUUAUUUUUCUCCUUCUAUUUGAUUUGACUAAUAGUUUAAAAAUUUAUAAAGUCCAUUUUCAUAAUGAUGUUAAUAUCAUUUUCUGACAAUAAUGGUAACAGUUUAUUCAUUAAAAAACUGAUGAGAAUCAUCUAAAUAUGAUUCAACUUACAAUAAAAACAAGAAACUUGAGACUAUACUUAAUGCUCUUAAUCGAUUAUCAUGUUUGUUUGUUUAUUUUUUGUUUUUCUUUGAAAUUAUCUUAUAUUAACGGUUGAAUGUUAUUAUUUAUUUUUACAACUAUAACAAACAAAUGGUAUUUAUAAUGAAUUGGAUCAUGACCAAAAUAAGAUCUAAUAUAGUUGUUGUGAAUUAAUAUUCAUGUUAGGAAAGGUUUAUUUUAAUACAUAAAAGUAUUCUUAAAAAUUCGUUUAAUGUUAUCAAUCACUAAAUAAAUGUAGAAGGAAUAAGGUUAAUUAAAAAGUAUAUGUGAAUGUAAUUGAUAGAAUAACACAGAUUGUUAUAUUUCAUAACAAUACUCAUGGAAUAUAAAUUUACGUUCUGAAAGGUUUUAUACAUUCAACCAAAAUAUUCGUAUAUUGUUCCGACAUUUUCGGAAAAC